CAGGUGAUUGGGAAUUUCUUUUUACUGCAGCGGGAAAUUUCCAAGUCAGCAAACAGCUCUAUAAAACGGGAGGACGAAGCACACUGCAGUGCUGAGAGUUUCUUGUGGUUAGUAGUGAUAAACGGUGUAUAUCACAGGCUUGAACUGAGAGAAUGCUCUUCACCAUGGCUGCUCGAACCUCACAUCUGUAUUUUGCACUGACUCUCCAGUUCCUGCUCACAACGGUGUAUAGCUUCCAAAUACAGCUACAGCCGGAGUCCUUGCCAUGGAUCCGUGUAGGCCAGGAGCUGGUACUGAGGUGUGAAACCAAGGAAUGUCCCUCACCUAGCUUCAGCUGGAGAACAGGAAUCGACAAACCUCUCGGGGGUAAGGUGAACAGCCAAGGCUCCAUGUCUACCCUCACCUUCUCCCCGGUGACCCGUCAGAACGAGAACACAUUCAUCUGUGUCGCAACCUGUGGUGAUCAGAAGAAACAGAAGUCCCGGGAGGUGAAUGUUUAUUCUUUCCCAGAUGCGCUGACCCUGGAGACGGUCGGGACAUUGGAAGUGGGCAAGAAGAGCACUGUGACCUGCACUGUGCCUGAUGUUUAUCCCCCAGGCAGAGUGGAGGUCAAGUUGCUGAAAGGAAAAACAAUCCUGGCUGAAAAGCAGCACUCUGGGGGAGAUGGGAUUACCCUCAGCAAUGAACUCAUCCCUUCCCUGGAUGAUUCAGGUCAGGAGAUCACCUGCCAGGCUCAGUUCUACAUACAGAAGAUCUCAAAAUCUUUGGAGAGCAAGUUAACACUACAGGUCCUGUAUGCUCCGAGGAUGACAGAAAUUUCUGUGACGCCAUCUACCACAGUGAGAGAGGGUCAGGAUCUCCAGCUGACCUGUGCUGCUCAGAGCAAGCCCACUGCCAGCUUUGUGUGGAGCAAACUGUCAGCCCAGGGCUGGUCACUCAUUGCUCAGAAUAAAUCCACUCUGCAGCUGCCCAAAGCCCAGCUUACAGACUCCGGAAUCUAUCGCUGUGAAGCCAACAACAGGUUAGGGCAGGAGGCCAAACAAGUGCAGAUUCAUGUUCUCACUGCCCCCAGAGAUACUCGCCUCACGAUCAGUCCCUCCGUCGUGAAGGAAGGACAGCAUGUCACUAUUACUUGCACCAGCCACUCGAACCCCUCUGCUGAGAUUGUACUGAGCAAGAAGACAGAAAGUGGACAAAGAAAGCUGCAUGCAAAGAAUGGAACAUUUAUAAUUGAUGCAGCUCAAUCUAGUGAUGAAGGGCAGUAUGAAUGUGAGGCCAGGAAUGAUCUGGGAAUACAGACCCAGAACACAGAGCUCAUCGUUCAAGUUCUGACUGUUUGGGUUCGUCCUUCCAACUUGGUCAAUGAGGGUGAGAAUGUCACCAUUGGCUGCACUGUUCACAGCAACUUCUCUGCAAAUUUCACCUGGAAAAAAAUGGAGAACAACAGUGAAACCAUUUUGCCUUCCACGAACAACUCCUUUUCCAUCCUUCAAAUAACUCAAAGUGAUGCUGGACACUAUAUGGUUGAAGUAAUCAAUGAAUUGGGGUAUCAAACGGGAAUUGUGAACAUACACGUUAAUGAAACAAAGCUAAGUGCUCCCAUUGAUGAGAAACCAAGGGGAAUUCUAGAAACGGCCUAUGUAGGCGCUUCACUUGGUGCUGCAGGAUUAUUAUUUAGUAUGACAUAUUAUAUCUAUCGCAGCAGUAACUGCAAGGGAUCGUACAAGAUGGCACCACAGCAGGUCUAGUGAAGAAAUAAAGGACUGUGUGAAUUAAUAUUCCUAUUGCACUGACUGUUAAAUCUUCUGGCUCUGCUGUGAGAAGCAGGUUGGUGGGCCGGAAGAUGAAUUUUUAAUUAUCCAGGAACUUGAACUAAGUAAUUAGAUUAGAUUACUUACAGUGUGAAAACAGGCCCUUCGGCCCAACAAAUCCACACCGACCUGCCGCAGUGCAACCCACCCAUACAUUUACAGGCAAUUUAGCAUGGCCGAUUCACCUGACCUGCACAUCUUUGGACUGUGGGAGGAAACCAGAGCAUACCCACACAGACACAGGGAGAAUGUGCAAACUCCACACAGUCAGUUGCCUGAGGCAGGAAUUGAACCCAGAUCUCUGGUGCUAUGAGGCAGCAGUGCUAACCACUGUGCCACCGUGCCGUAAUUACUUUUGUUCACUUCAAAAAGCUUUAACAGAUAAUUCAAAUAAUACAACUUCAGAACACAAAGUUAAUUUUAUCACAGUUGCUAAUCUUCAUGUGACAUUUGCAGAAAUGUGAAAAUAAUUCAUUUCCAAGAUGAUGGAUAAGAUUUAAUGACAUUUUGGGUGAUAUGAAGUAUAGAUGGUCCCUGUCAUAUGAAUGCAAUUCAAUCGCAUUACCAACAGCUGGCAUCCAGAGAAUGAAAGGCAAAGAUGACUUGAACUUAAGACACUUUAUUGUAAAUAGUUUUCAGAUUUCUUUACCUAAGUAGCUGUGAUAUUUAUUAAUUGUAGUAUAUAUUAUGUUGAUAGUAAAAGUGUACAAACAAUUCACUCUAAAAUAGAUACUGGCAUUAACAAAUGACUGUGAUAACUACCUAUAGACAGCAGAUACACAUUCAGAGUCCUAACACUUGAUAAUCAAGUAGAUAUGGUUGCUGAAUGCUGUUAGAUUCAGUGUUCAUUCCACUAUCACAGUAGGCCUGGUACAUACAGGUGACAGUAAUCCCAGUUUAUACUAAAAUAACUGUAAUAAUAAUCCAGGCAGCCAAACACUAAUGCUGUAGACAAACUCUAUUGAGAGGUUGGAUUACUGCAGUAUAACCUACCAACAUACUGAGGACCAAUUCUACAAACAGAUUCAGAUGUACAGAUCCAGGUCACUAUCCACUAUGGUUGAAUCCAGGCAAUGACUGCUCUGUUGAGCUUGGGUAAUAUGCUGGUUUGUGACACUGUGUUGGGGUGGAAUCAAAUUCUAAAGCUGGGACUAGCAAGUAUGACUUGUAGAUGACAAAAUAAAUUAAACUCAGUUUAUCCUGCAGUCUGCUUUGGUUAAUUCAAAGCUUUCUUUGAAUUAUCCAGGAACUUGAAAUAUGCAACUUAAUAAAAACAGGAAGUACUUUUGUUCACUUCAAAUAACUUUAACAGAUAAUUCAAUAAUACAACUUCAGAAAACAAAGUUCAUUUUAUCACAGUUGCUAGCCUUCAUGUGACACUUGCAGAAAUGUGAAAAUAAUUGGUUUGCAAAAUGAUGGAUAAGAUUUUAGUGACACUUCGGGUGAUAUAAAAGUUUUUGUUGCAUCUACUUCUGCACAUCUGUAAAAGAAUCACCAAAUUGUUUUAUUGCUUCCAAAGAUGAUUCAAUAUCUAGAACUACCUAGUGUACAGCAGUUUAUACUGGUUGACA
Molecule: messenger RNA, 3382 nt
Organism: Hemiscyllium ocellatum (epaulette shark)
Lineage: Eukaryota; Metazoa; Chordata; Chondrichthyes; Orectolobiformes; Hemiscylliidae
Product: vascular cell adhesion protein 1-like
Exons: 7
Coding region: 153-1748 (531 amino acids)
Biological process (GO): cell-cell adhesion
Cellular component (GO): membrane
Molecular function (GO): integrin binding
Source: RefSeq, a predicted model, not a curated record